Lontra canadensis (Northern American river otter) is the source of this 1983-nucleotide messenger RNA. It is a transcript of the gene CEBPG, whose product is annotated as CCAAT enhancer binding protein gamma. The record is from RefSeq and is a predicted model, not a curated record. Gene Ontology annotation, biological process: regulation of transcription by RNA polymerase II; DNA-templated transcription. The transcript is spliced from 2 exons. Lineage: Eukaryota; Metazoa; Chordata; Mammalia; Carnivora; Mustelidae. Bases 251 to 691 code for a protein of 146 amino acids. Gene Ontology annotation, molecular function: DNA-binding transcription factor activity, RNA polymerase II-specific; RNA polymerase II cis-regulatory region sequence-specific DNA binding.
GGCGGCGGCGGCGGAACGGGCGGAGGCUACCAGUUUCGUAACCGUCGCUCCUCCUCGGUGACUCGCGGGCUGCGAGGCCUGGGUCCGUCGGGCCGCGCCGCGCGGGGCCGCUCGGAGUGGAGGCCGCCUGGGGGCGGGCGGGCUGGAGGCGCAGGUACAUGUGAAGAUUUCUUGGCAGCUUAGUGUGGAAACCAUUGAUCACUUUGCUCUCAUUUCUGCCUGUUCUGUGUCCGCAAGAGAGAGAGCCCAAAUGAGCAAGAUAGCCCAGCAGAACAGCUCUCCGGGAAUAAGUGUUAUUCAUACUCAGGCUCAUGCCAGCGGCUUACAGCAGGUUCCUCAGCUGGUGCCUGCUGGCCCGGGGGGAGGAGGCAAAGCCGUGCCUCCAAGCAAGCAAAGCAAAAAGAGUUCGCCCAUGGAUCGCAACAGCGAUGAGUAUCGUCAGCGCAGAGAGAGGAACAACAUGGCUGUGAAAAAGAGCCGGUUGAAAAGCAAGCAGAAAGCCCAGGAUACACUGCAGAGAGUGAAUCAGCUCAAAGAAGAGAAUGAACGGUUGGAAGCAAAAAUUAAAUUGCUGACUAAGGAAUUAAGCGUACUGAAAGAUUUGUUUCUUGAGCACGCACACAACCUUGCAGAUAACGUGCAACCCACUAGCACUGAAAAUACAACAGCUUCUGAUAAUGCAGGCCAGUAGACCUCACCUCUUCAAAACUUCACGACUCGUGGCUUGAACGUUAAAGGUGUGACUGCCUACACCAUUCGUAUCAAUGGCUGAACACGGUCUCGUUCCAUUAUUCAAAGAUCCACUGAAGGUUGUUUUCCAGGAUCAGCACUGAAGGGUUGAUAAGCUUAAAAAUGUUAGCCAUGUAAUUUGAAUAUCUAGUUUUAAAUGAUAGGGAUUUUUUUGUGUGGUUAAAACACAUUUUUAAGGUAUAUGGUUAAAAAAAAAAAACAAAAAACACACCCCUGGACCUUGAUGUUCUUAAUAAAUCCUCACUUCCCAAGAAAUGCUUCUUUUGUAGGUUGAUAAAAGGAAUGGGGAACUGGCAGAUCCUGCAGAAGGGUCUUGGUUUUAUUGGAGAUGAUUAAUUAGACUAAGGAAAGUUGAAUGCCAUCUAUGUUGAUUGUGUUGUGAUUUGUUUUUCUAAAUUAUGUAUUAAAAAUCCUUAGGGCUAUAGAAAUCAAUCACUUUGUAAUUUGGAGUGAUUUUAUGUAUAACAUAAACCUUGUUUUAGCCUAAUUAGUACUCUUUUCCCCCAACAAGUGUAAGUUUUUUUUUUUUAGUAUUGGUGCCAGGUUAAGUAAAUUCUGUUGCGUUUUAAAGGCAGCAUUCUGCCAGUUGGCUUAAAAAUGCAAAUAAUUAGGCAAAUAGAUUUCCUAAAAAUAACAGUAAAGCAUAUUAGAAUUAUCCUUUUGGGAUACCUUUGGGUUAUUGGAUUGGCAUUAUUUUGUUUUCUAACAAGAAAAAACCCCCAAGAGUUGUAUAUCACAAUUUUUGUUUCUGUAGAUGGUGGUCAAAUAAGUAAAUAUUUUUAAAAUACCAUUUUGACAGUCAAGUUAGUAAACAAAUGCCUUAACAGUUUACAGAUUGGGAUUUAGGUAGUUUCUCCUGUGUCUAAAUAUCUGAAAUGGAGCCAUGAUUUUUAAAGGCAUAAAUUUCUUAUGAAGGAUCAUUUGGCAUUUGAUCCUAACCAAGUGAUUAUUAGAAAAAUAUGUCAUCAACUCUAUGCUGUCUCCCAAAAUAGUAGUCUAAGAAAACUUGAAGUGUAAGGUUUAACCUUUAAUUUAUUUCACUUAAAUACAUCUUUUUAUAUUGUUUUUGUGAUGUUUCUUUUUCUAGUUAGUGGGCUCUUAUAGACUUUUUGUACCACUGCUUCUGUUUGUUCAUUUGUAUGCUUUUGUGUCCCAUAAAUUAUUUUAGAAAGAAAAUACUGGUAAAACUCAGGAUAGUGACAUUUUUGUUGAGACUAAAAAAUGGCCGUCGCU